AACUUUCAAUCAGGGAUUUGAAAUCAAUUUCGUUUUGGGAAAAACUUUGUCAUCGUUGGUUGCCAUUUCGACCUCGAGUUGUUUUGGAUAGUAGAGAAACGAGUUUGUAUUGUAAUAAAUAAAAAUGUAUAUUUGGUUUGAGCAUUUUGGGUCUUUAACUAAACUCUUAAUGGAUUUUUCCACCUUCCUCAUACUUUACGAUUCUAUUUUCAUUUUACCUUUUAUUAUUCGUGCACUUCAACACUCCUCAAAUUUCAACGAUUCUGAAUUUCUUCGACUCUUCGAAUAACUCAAAAUAGUUUAUAUAGAAUUACACUUUCAAACUCUUUUAUAUUUUAAAAUUUAAAAUUUCAAAGAGAAUCUAGUGAAUGGUUCCUAUAACUUAUCUAAGUCCAGAGCUUCAAGAACUAAGAAAAAACAAAUAGUUUUUUUGCUGAGAUUCAAAUCGAGAUUUCGCUUUAGAAUUAUGGUGUAAUUAAAUGUUCAUGUUAAUGUUUGUUUAUUGAAAUUUCCUUAACAUCGAGAAACAAAUGAUUUGCUUUCCUGUUAAUUCGAAAGUUGCAGCCAAGAAGUAGAAGCAGAAUUGAGGAAGAAGAAAAGAUCGUUUAAAGAAUGCAUUUUUCUGUUCCUUUAAAGCUUCAAAAUCAGCUCUAAUGGCGGCCACAAGUAUUUUUCAUUUCUCUCUACCCUCCAAAUCCAGCCCUUCAACUCCGCCGUUUAAGACUUCCCACUCCCUCAUUUCCUCCCCAAAUUUCAGGCCUCUCAAAAUCAUCUGUUGCCUGUCUAUUCACCGAUCAGAUGACGAAAACCUCACUACUUCAAACAGCUCGAUUAACUCCCUGAGAGUCGUCUUUGCCGCCGGAGGCACUGGUGGUCGCGUUUAUCCCGCCGUCGCCAUUGCCGAUGAGCUCCUACUUGCUUACCCCACAGCUCAGAUCCUCUUUCUGGGAACACCCAACAGCACGGAAAGCGCAGCCGUCCCUUCUGCCGGGUACGAGUUCGACACAGUUCUGGCCACUCCGUUAGCUCACCCUCUUAUAUCUCCCCAAAACCUUCUCCUUCCUUUACAUCUGAUCAAAUCCGUGGUUGCGAGUUACAAAAAACUCAUCGAUUUCAAACCCCACAUCGUCAUUGGCACAGGUGGAUACGUCUCGUUCCCGAUUUGCCUUGCUGCAAAGCUUAUCAAUGGCGUCAAGCUUGCAAUCCAAGAGCAGAACUCGGUUCCAGGUUUUGCGAAUUGGGUUCUCUCUCAUUUUGCAGAUAUGGUGUUUGUUGUAUUGAACUCCACAGUUGAGUGCUUUCCAAGGAAGAAGAAAUGCUUGGUUUGUGGGAACCCGGUGAGGUUGACAUUGAAACAGCACGUGCCCAAGGCUGUGGCACGUUUGCAUUUCUUUCCAAGAUCAGGGAAGGGUGAGGAUUUGGAGGCUAAGGUGUUGCUUAUUCUCGGAGGGUCUUUGGGUGCAAAUGCCAUCAAUAUUGCCAUGUUGAAUCUGUAUUAUCAGAUGUUGUUGGAGAACAAGAAUUUGUAUAUUAUAUGGCAGACUGGUGUGAAGACAUUUGAUGAGAUGGACAGCCUUGUAAAAAACCAUCCCCGUCUGCAUUUAACGCCGUUCAUGCAUUCUCUGCAUUUGGCUUAUGCAGCUGCAGAUCUCGUUGUUUCUAGAGCAAGGGCCAUGACUUGCUCUGAGAUCCUAGCAACUGGAAAGCCAUCUAUACUGAUACCAUCACCUCAUGACGAUGAAGGACAUCAGCUUAGAAAUGCUUCGAUAAUGGCUGACAUGGCUGGUUCAACAGUCAUUGAUGAAGACGAACUAGAUUCAACUACACUUGCAAGUGCAAUUCAAGAGAUAUUAGGUGAUGAGACUAAAAUGGCAGAUCUAUCUGAAAGAGCAUUGCGAGUAUCGAAACCAAAUGCCUCUACUGAAAUUGUUCAACACAUUGGAACCUUAAUAAACUUGUCAACUAGGAAGGCCAAGCAGCAGUGAUAUAAUAAUGGCGGAUGAGUUACCUUCAUGAAGUAGAAAUCGGUCUAUUUGAUAACAGUUUUGUUUUGUUUGUGUGGGGAAAUUAAAGUUGUUUCUUUUUUGUUUUUUCUCUUUUGUUCUCUCCUUAAGGUCAGAUUUUCUACCAGACGUUCCACUUCCACCGGCCAACUUUUGGUUUAAUCAUAUUUUGAGAAAAUUAAAGGCUCCUUUUGGUUGGCAUAUUUUUUAAAUACUUCAUUUAGAAUAUUCUGUUA
This is a messenger RNA of Cucumis melo (muskmelon), 2239 nucleotides long. RefSeq lists its product as uncharacterized. The record is from RefSeq and is a predicted model, not a curated record. Gene Ontology annotation, biological process: carbohydrate metabolic process. Lineage: Eukaryota; Viridiplantae; Streptophyta; Magnoliopsida; Cucurbitales; Cucurbitaceae. The coding region runs from base 654 to 1985 and encodes 443 amino acids. Gene Ontology annotation, molecular function: undecaprenyldiphospho-muramoylpentapeptide beta-N-acetylglucosaminyltransferase activity. The transcript is spliced from 5 exons.